Messenger RNA from Spea bombifrons (plains spadefoot toad), 927 nucleotides. Its product is annotated as olfactory receptor 1361-like. Gene Ontology annotation, biological process: G protein-coupled receptor signaling pathway. The transcript has a single exon. The record is from RefSeq and is a predicted model, not a curated record. The coding region runs from base 1 to 927 and encodes 308 amino acids. NCBI's taxonomy places the organism in Eukaryota, Metazoa, Chordata, Amphibia, Anura, Pelobatidae. Gene Ontology annotation, molecular function: olfactory receptor activity; G protein-coupled receptor activity. Gene Ontology annotation, cellular component: membrane.
AUGGUCAGAGAAUUCUGGAUCCUGGGAUUUGAGAACACCCACAACACUAAAAGCAUACUCUUCUUUUUGUUUCUAUUAAGUUAUGUUUCCACAUUAUCUACUAAUUUCAUGAUUAUCUUACUGGUCUCCGCGUACCGCCAUUUAAAUGCUCCGAUGUACUUCUUCCUCAGCCACCUGUCUUUCAAUGACAUUCUUCUCUCCACCACCAUUGUACCUGAAAUGCUCCACAUUAUAUUGAGAGAAGGGUGUGCUACUUCUUUGUCUAGAUGCUUCACCCAAUUCUACUUCAUUUCUUUAUCGGGUAUUAAUGAGUGUUUCCUCCUCACUGUGAUGUCCUACGACCGAUAUUUGGCCAUCUGCAACCCAUUGCGUUAUUCCACCAUUAUGGACCUUAAACUUUGUAUUCUUCUUGCAAGUAUAUCAUGGGCAUGUGGAAUAGCGUUUGCUUUACCACAUAUUGUUCUUCUGCAGAAGAUGACAUUUUGUGGGCCUAAUAUUAUUUACCAUUUUUAUUGUGACCUUCUUCCACUUCUCAGCCUUUCUUGUUCAGACACAUCAGCUAAUGAAAUGGUAAGUGUAUUAAAUUCUAUCCCAUUCUUGUUUCUACCAUUCAUUUUUAUCUCUGGAACUUAUAUAAACAUCAUUCUUGCCAUUCUCCGGAUCUCCACCUCAGCUGGAAGACAAAAGGCCUUCUCCACCUGCAGCUCCCACCUGAUUGUGGUCUGUGUAUUUUAUGGGACCAUUAUGUUUAACUAUCUGGUUCCAUCUGAAGGACAAUUCCUAGGUUUACAAAAAAUGGUUUCUGUGUGUUAUACUAUUUUGACCCCGAUGCUGAACCCUCUUAUAUACAGUCUAAGGAACGAAGAGAUAAAAAGGACAAUAAUGACAUUUAUAUUUCUAAAAAAACAACGUAAAAUGUACAUAUAA